Dromaius novaehollandiae (emu) is the source of this 1967-nucleotide messenger RNA. It is a transcript of the gene CASQ2, whose product is annotated as calsequestrin 2. The record is from RefSeq and is a predicted model, not a curated record. Lineage: Eukaryota; Metazoa; Chordata; Aves; Casuariiformes; Dromaiidae. The coding region runs from base 290 to 1501 and encodes 403 amino acids. Gene Ontology annotation, biological process: regulation of cardiac muscle contraction by regulation of the release of sequestered calcium ion. The transcript is spliced from 11 exons. Gene Ontology annotation, molecular function: calcium ion binding. Gene Ontology annotation, cellular component: sarcoplasmic reticulum lumen; Z disc.
CUGCUUCCUAAAAAUGGAGUUCCUAAUGACACGGGAGCCGGACACAGCUAUGUAAGGUAUCCGGGGCUUGGCCUGACAGCUUCUCCUGUCUGUCUCUUUGUUUUGAGUCCAGGAUUGCAAAGUUUGCUGCUUCCCACCAGCCUUGCAGAGUUUGGACUGAUCAUUAGGAAGGCAGAAGAAAGAGAAACUCAGCUCAAACUUCACCCAGGGUCUUUGGUCUCCCUCUCUUUCCAAAUAAAGAAGAAAAGAGACAUUCACCUGCCUUCCACUCCACUCCAGAGGUUUCCCUAUGAAGGCAACUUGCUGGAUUCUGGCAGGUUUUUACCUGCUUUUCUGCUGCAAGGCAGAAGAGGGACUAAAUUUCCCCACUUACGAUGGGAAAGACCGAGUGAUCGACCUGAAUGAAAAGAACUACAAGCAGGCCCUGAAGAAGUAUGACAUGCUCUGCCUGCUCUUCCAUGAGCCUGUAAGCUCUGACAAGGUCUCCCAGAAGCAGUUCCAGAUGACAGAGAUGGUCCUGGAGCUGGCAGCUCAGGUCCUGGAACCUCGGAGCAUCGGCUUCGGGAUGGUGGACUCCAAGAAAGAUGCCAAGCUUGCCAAAAAGCUAGGCUUGGUUGAAGAAGGAAGUCUCUAUGUCUUUAAGGAGGAGCGAUUGAUUGAAUUUGAUGGGGAACUGGCCACAGAUGUCUUAGUGGAAUUCCUCUUGGAUCUGCUAGAAGACCCAGUGGAGAUCAUAAACAGCAAGCUGGAGCUUCAGGCCUUUGACCAAAUCGAUGAGGAAAUCAAACUCAUUGGCUACUUCAAAGGAGAAGACUCUGAACAUUACAAAGCAUUUGAAGAGGCAGCUGAACACUUUCAGCCGUACAUCAAAUUCUUUGCCACCUUCGACAAAGGGGUUGCCAAGAAACUAGGUCUGAAGAUGAAUGAGGUGGAUUUCUAUGAACCAUUUAUGGAUGAGCCUGUUCACAUCCCCGAUAAGCCUUACACAGAAGAGGAAUUGGUUGAAUUUGUGAAGGAGCACAAAAGAGCUACCUUGCGGAAGCUGCGCCCAGAAGACAUGUUUGAGACCUGGGAGGAUGACAUGGAAGGAAUCCACAUUGUGGCCUUCGCUGAAGAAGAUGACCCGGAUGGCUUCGAGUUCCUGGAAAUCCUGAAGCAGGUUGCCAGGGAGAACACAGAUAAUCCCGACCUAAGCAUUGUGUGGAUUGACCCCGAUGACUUUCCGCUGCUGAUCACUUACUGGGAGAAGACUUUCAAGAUCGACCUGUUCAGACCACAGAUUGGGGUGGUGAACGUCACAGACGCUGACAGCGUCUGGAUGGAGAUCAGAGAUGACGAUGACCUCCCCACAGCCGAGGAGCUGGAGGACUGGAUAGAGGAUGUGCUUUCUGGGAAGAUAAAUACCGAAGAUGAUGAUGAUGAUGGUGACAACGAUGACGACGACGAUGACGAUGACGACGAUGAUGACGAUGACGACGAUGAUGACGAUGAUGACGAUUAGCUUUGACUGUGUACAGUUUGACUUGUGGGCACUGAGAGGCCUCCGCUGCAGCAGGUCACUCCAUCAGAACACCUGUGUUUGAGUGUCAGCGAGCACCUGCCUGCUCCUCCUUCCCCCUCUGCCCUGCUCCCCCUGCCUUUGCCAGGAGGCCUCACAGCCUGAUUCUCAGCGGUGCUGAGCGACCAGGACUCCCCCUGCAGUGGGUGACACCUGCAGGCACCCAGCACCGCUGUAAAUCAUGCUUCCUUAAUACAGACAAUAGGAAUUUGCAGGGAAUUUCCCCCAAAUCUCCCCAAGGUGGGAGGAAAAGUGCCUGCCCACUCACUGCCAGAAGAACACAUUGAGCCAAUUUGUAUUAUCCAUGCUCAUCAGCCCAACACUUACAUCCAAAGACCAAAUCUCAUUCAUAGAGAAGGUCACUGUAAAGUUUAGUCCUUUUAAUUAAACAAAAUAUGCUUUGCGGCUA